UCUGGUCAAUUCUAAAAUGCUUAAAUGUUUCCUGAUUUGGCCACCACUCCGGUCCACGAGUACAUCUGAUCUAGCGACAUCUCGUCACCUUCGGCAUCAAUCCCUGAUACUUAAAUUGAAGCCGCAUCAUAAAAUGCGGCUUUUUCAGUUUCGCUUGACGCUGCUCUAUACUACGUUCACCCCGUCGUGAACGUCUCUGGUGCAUACUAGUACCUCUUUGCGACCCUCUCGACGACCUUCACAUGUGUUGUGGUUGCAACGGCUAUGACUCUGAAUCGGACCCCGAUUUAACGGACCUGGACACGGACUCGGACACGGACUCACUGGAAGAUAUCACUAGCAGUAGCCAAUCUAGCGACCUGAGUGAAGUGCCCGGCAAAGACGGCGUAGCUGACCAUGGCGGAGAUACACAUACUUCAGAUAAACAACCCGCGGCAAAGCGCGCCAGGGCAGACCAAGGUUCCGAUACCGGAACAGCACCAGGAGCAAAAGAUUUUGGCACAAAAAAGAAAAUUCUCGAUCCCCUUUUUACCGUGCCAAUCGAUAUUCUUCUCGAGAUCUUUGGCCACUUAGAGCCACUGGACCUCUUACGUCUGUUCCGCACCCAUAAGGCUUUCCGCCAGGUUCUAUCAUCUAACCAUGCAGCCUCAGUCUGGAAAGCUGCUCGCGUCAACCGUGGCGGUGUUCCCGACUGCGUGCCUGGCAUGUCCGAGAUCGAAUGGGCCGAACUAUUAUUCAAUAAUUCUUGCUGUGAAGAAUGUGGCAAGAAGGGAAUAUGGAGGAUAGACUUCGGUUUGAGGCGCAGAAUAUGUCGCCUUUGCCUCAACGAGGACCUGGUCUGUGACGAAGCCUUUUCAUAUGAUUUUCCUGAAUACGAUCCGAUCAUCCUGGAUUUCAUCCCAUUCAGUAGCAUUCGUGUUGACGACCACGAUCAUAAUGACUGCAGGAUGUUUUGGCCAAAGGACAUAGAGAGAAUGGCAAAAGAGUUGGAACCGUACCUCAAGCCAGGUGCCGAACAAGCACUAGAAGAUUUCAAGCAAUCACGCAAGAAAUAUAUUGAUUCCAAUAUUGAUCAUAUAUCAAUCUGUGAUGCUUGGACUGGCAAGGAUAAUCAACGUCGAUUGGAGCGUGCCCGUCAGCUUCGUGACCAAAAUUCAGAGUUGUUUGUAGCUAGACUGAUUGCUCUCGGACACAAUGCCAAAGAUGUAAAGCGCAUGUUCGAUCGUCGUCACUACGGCAUACUAGAUAAGGAGCUUACCGACGCGCGCUGGAAGCGUUUAAUCCCCAAAGUCGAGUAUAAGCUUGCUGAAUUACAGGAAGAAUGGCGCCUCCAGAGGCAAAGCGAGGUAUCGUUUCUCCGACAGUCUCGCCUGUUGACUCUGUACAACAAAUACGUGCUGCCGUUGCCACAGGGUAUCAUACCUCCUGUCGCAGAUUUCUUGAAGCUCUCUGACGUUGCGGAAUUUAUCAAAAGCCCACGCGCUGAGGAUGGCGCAAGCGAUUAUCCACCUUGCGAUGCCUUUGCGGAAAGAAUUCCCGAGUUUUAUGCUGAAUAUAUGAAUAAAAGGAAGCUCGAGCUGACGCGACUCCUUGCCCUCUCUGCUGAUGCAGUGCAAGAUACCACGACGCCACAAAGCCAGGGAAUUGAAGCCCCUGAUGAUAUGUUGAUGCAGCUGGCAACCUCUAUUGUCCAAUGUACUCACCCGCGCUCCCAGGCCUUGCCAUUGAUUACAUGGGACAAAGUGCAGCACCACCGGUUUCACGAUCGAGGUAUGGCCCAUAGUUACGAACUAUCGGCGGCGACAUCGCCUUGCAUAUUUUCGAUCUCUGAGCGUGGGGUGGCCGCUGCACGUUCUUUGUUAACCUUGGUCGGUCUCAAUGCCCAAACUACGACAGCAACCACGAUGGAUAGCCUCCAAUGUCGCUUUUUCUGCUCCAACUGUUCUCCCAAGUCAGAGAAUGGAGGAACCUACCGGAUGGCAAUGGACUGGCGCCAGGGCGUUUUCCAUUACGUUCAAGAACGAAGUCCAUCGCACAAAGAGCCUCAUUGGGAAUUAUUAAGUGCUGCGCAACUUCAAGUUGUCCAAAGUUGCCCUGCGCCCGAAUAUCCCGUAGCCACUGAGCGAGUGUGGCGUUGCAACCACUGCAUUUUGUACAGGAACGGGCCGGCUACAAAACCUAUCGUGAUUAAGCAUACAAGAUCGCAUGUAUUAAAGACACCAAUUGAAGGAACUGACUUUAGCUAUGACCAAUGUGCCGUCGAGGAACCGCCUCCAGCAACGAAGUUCUUCGUUACCCCUCAGACUAGAGUUCCUGACAACUCGACAUAUCGCUGCCAACAUUGCAACCGCUCAACUCGGACUUUCAAGUUGCAGGGCGUCAAGGCGCACCUCAAAGCCAAGCACAAGAUCAUAUACUCAAGUGAAGGGCCAGACUUUUCUAGAAUCGAGUAAUUACAUCACACUUUAAUCAUUCGUAACCUCCUCCAUACAAAGCUCAGCGCUCAGCAGUUACAUACACCGUCUACAUCCCUAACCCUAAUGUUCAAGUAUAUACCGGGCUUUGAUCCACAGUACUAGGACGGUUCCUUAAGUAUGCCGACUGGAUGCCAACCUGUGUGGAUAUCUGAUUCCGUAUCUCUUACGAUAUCGUCUUCAGAACGUGUUAAUAUAAUAGGACUCGGAUCACACCAUUCUUGGUGCUGGGCCAGUCUCCUAUACAGCUUUCAGUCGAACGAAAAUAAGCAUUCCUUCUCCACUACUAUAAUUUGCUCCAUGAUAUUGUGUACAGGUGCCGUCAAGACUGAGGAUAUCAUCCGGCAUGUUUGCAAGCUUUAGGCGUCGAGAAGUGGAAUGAGAUAUGAUUGCAUUGACAUAAUUAUCAUGGAACUUAAUAUGUAUAAGGCG
This is a messenger RNA of Suillus bovinus, 2906 nucleotides long. RefSeq lists its product as uncharacterized. Gene Ontology annotation, molecular function: protein binding. Lineage: Eukaryota; Fungi; Basidiomycota; Agaricomycetes; Boletales; Suillaceae. The record is from RefSeq and is a predicted model, not a curated record. Bases 243 to 2453 code for a protein of 736 amino acids. The transcript has 12 exons.